This is a messenger RNA of Brassica napus (rape), 966 nucleotides long. Its product is annotated as stem-specific protein TSJT1-like. The coding region runs from base 388 to 624 and encodes 78 amino acids. The transcript has 5 exons. Lineage: Eukaryota; Viridiplantae; Streptophyta; Magnoliopsida; Brassicales; Brassicaceae. The record is from RefSeq and is a predicted model, not a curated record.
CAAUGGAAGAGACGUCUCUUCUCUUCCUCUCUUCGCCUUCCUCUCUUGGCCUUCCUCUCUUUCUCUCUGUCUAUCUUUGGUCUUUAUAAACAACGGUAAACCGGUUUGCGAAUCAGCCAUCCAGGUUCAGGUUCAGUACAUCGACGAGGUCUGGUCUGACAAGAACCCUAUCCUCCCUUCUGAUCCUUACCGGAGGGCUUUGACGGGGUUUGUGCUUAAACUAUAGAACGUGAUUUGUUCCUUUGACGGUGGCAGUGGAAUAGAGAAAGUUCCAUCACCAGAGCCAUCAACGGUAUCAGUGGGAUAGAGAAAGUUCCUUUGACGGUGGCUCUAGUUUCUUCCUUUUUAAUCGGGAAGUUUGGUGGUGGUGGUGAUACUCUAGUUGCAAUGACAAAGAAGAAAACACCACAGAUUCUCAAGACAGAUACGGCACUAAAACUUGCUGAGAAGUGGGUUGCCAACAUGUCGAUGCCUGCAGAGGAUGAUCCUAUUGAGGCUCAACAAGAAGCUCGACCACCCAGGAAGCUUGAAGCCAAUAUGAGCUUACAGAGGCUACAAACAGAGUGUCAUUUGGGGCCAAGGAUGAGAUAUCCUGCUUGUUUCAAUGCUCACUUGACAACCUAGGAAGCUUGAAGCAGCAAUAUGGGCUUGCCAAGAAUGCAAACGAGGUUCUCUUGGUCAUCGAGGCUUACAAGACUCUCCGUGACAGAGCUCCUUACCCGGCUAACCACGUUGUGUCACACCUAAGUGGCGAUUUCGCUUUUGUGGUGUUUGAUAAAUCAACAUCCACUCUGUUUGUAGCCUCUGUAAAUUCUUUUUAACCCCUUUUUUUAUUGUGAGGUAGAUUGAAUUCUUUUUACAUGUUGAUUUUGCAUUUCUUUUACAUGUUGAUUUUGCAUUUCCUUUUUUUAUUUCAAAAUAAAUUUUUAAUUUUAAUAAAAAUUAUUUAAUAAUUUUUUUUAAGAA